This is a messenger RNA of Conger conger (European conger), 1875 nucleotides long. RefSeq names its product cytochrome P450 2F2-like. NCBI's taxonomy places the organism in Eukaryota, Metazoa, Chordata, Actinopteri, Anguilliformes, Congridae. Bases 620 to 1858 code for a protein of 412 amino acids. Gene Ontology annotation, biological process: xenobiotic metabolic process. The record is from RefSeq and is a predicted model, not a curated record. The transcript is spliced from 10 exons. Gene Ontology annotation, molecular function: oxidoreductase activity, acting on paired donors, with incorporation or reduction of molecular oxygen, reduced flavin or flavoprotein as one donor, and incorporation of one atom of oxygen; heme binding; iron ion binding. Gene Ontology annotation, cellular component: cytoplasm; intracellular membrane-bounded organelle.
UAUUGCUUGCAAGCCACGGUAAACAAAAUAACUACUGAAGUGCAUAUUUUGCCAAGCAAUAUAGCUACUAGCUGUAGUUGGUUAAAGAAGUAAUAAAAUAAAAAAUGCAAUGCCACCAUUUUGUGUUGGAGGAUACAUGUCAGCGACCACACAGAGAAUGGCAGGAGCACAUUAUAAUCUGGAAAAGAACUAAUGAAACAGACAGAUUUAAAGAUAAGGUAGAAGUGAUAAUCAGGUGUGCAUGAUAAUCAGGAAGUGAGACACAGGUGAAAUGAAUGAAUGGACUUGUGCUUGCGUGGACACAGCUGGUGAGCCCCGGCAGUAGGAAAAUUAGUUCUGGAUUAAAACAUGCAUUUUUGCAUGAGUAACUGUGGCAUUACAUUUGGAAUGAAAUCUUGACGAUUCAUCACAUAGCUGGAUGGAUGGAUAAUACUCUGGAACUAGGAGGCCCACAAACUUCCCCCCCGGACCUCGACUCAUCCCUAUAUUCGGAAACCUGCUGCAGCUGAACCUAGUUGAUCUUCUCAAUGAUCUGAAGAAGCUGUCCGAGAGCUAUGGGAAGGUCUACAGUAUCUAUCUUGGGAGGAAGCCAGUUGUGGUGCUCAAUGGCCUGCAGGCAAUGAAGGAAGCACUGGUCACUCAAUCUGUGGAGUUUGCUGGACGACCCAAAGACCAUAUUGCAAUUGACCUAACAGAGAGGAAAGGGGUUGUCAUGACUGACGGGUCAAUAUGGAAGGAGCACCGGAGAUUUGCCCUCACAACCCUACGGAACUUUGGCAUGGGGAAACGAUCCAUGGAGGAAAGGAUUCUGGGAGAGAUUUCCUACAUAGUUACACAUUUGGAAAAGAAUGCUGGUAAAACUACAGACCCCCAGACCCUGUUCCACGAGGCCACAUUCAACAUUAUCUGUACUGUCCUGUUUGGGACUCGAUACAAACAUGAAGAUGAGUUUCUGCAGCUCAACAUCCACUGUAUCAGAGAAACGGCAAAGAUCAUCAAUGGCCCCUGGUCCAUGAUUUACGAAAUGUUACCGCUGCUCAGGAACCUCCCCCUGCCCUUCCAGAAGGCCUUUGAGAACAGGGACCUGAUGAAAAAGUCACUGGGAGACCAGGUGUCCCAACACAAGAAGUCUUGGGUCCCAGGAGAGCCAUGGGACCUAAUUGACUGCUACCUAGACAAAAUGGAAAAGAGAGGAGAUGAUGGCUCCUCCUUCAGUGAAGAACAGCUGGUCUUUUAUCUGCUGGACCUCCUCUUUGCUGGAACAGACACCAGCUCCAACACCCUCCUCACAGCCUUCCUGUACCUCAUGACUCACCCAGAUGUUCAGGAGAGGUGUCAGAAGGAGAUCGAUGAGGUUCUUGGAGAGAAGGAGCAGGUAUCUUUUGAGGACAGGCACAGGAUGCCCUACACACAGGCUGUGAUCCACGAGGUUCAGCGAGUCGCCGACACGGUGCCACUCAGCGUGAUACACGCCACCACCAAAGACACACGGCUGAUGGGCUACGAUAUCCCCAAGGGAACCCUCGUCAUCCCCAACCUCUCCUCUGUACUGAGUGAAGAAAACCAGUGGAAGUUUCCUCAUGAGUUCAACCCCUCCAACUUCCUUAACGAUGAGGAGGAGUUUGUGAAGCCAGAGGCCUUCAUGCCCUUCUCUGCAGGGUCUCGGGUGUGUCUGGGAGAGGGUCUCGCACGCAUGGAGCUCUUUCUGAUUCUUGUGACGCUGCUACGCCGCUUCAAGUUCGUCUGGCCUGAAGAGGCAGGGGUACCUGACUACACCCCUGUUUUUGGUGUCACUCAGACACCCAAAACGUACAGAAUGGGUGUUAGACUGAGGCAGUUCAACUCAGUAAACUCAUAAAAUGGUCACAAUCAUAA